GCUUGCGCGUAGGUGCGGGUCGGAGGAGAAGUCUUCGUUCGUCAGACCUAGGGUAAACAAGCAAAAGAAAGAUGAAUUUCAUCUAUGGAUUACAGUCAGCCUCUAGAAACUGUAUUUCCAGAUUUAAUGCACUCACCAAGUGGAAAAAGUGUAAAGUGCUACCUGUAACCUCACAGUACUGUCAACAAGUACAAAUUAACUAUAUAUUAAAGAACCAGACUCCGGGAGUAAAUAGUCUGUGUGAUAGGUUGACUUUUCAUGGGAAUUUUCAUUGCUAUAGCACUUUCAAUAAACAAGCAACAGGAUGCCUCUUGAGUACCAAAAGCAAGGAAAUUUGGAUGACAUCCAGAAAAUGUACUAUAUGGAAUGACUCUCUUUCAAGACAGCUCCUGAUGAAAGAAGUAUCAGGAGUUCCUACUCUUUCAGUGUCGGAUCCUCUAAACUGUUUUCCCUUAAGAGACAUCAGGAGUUUCCACACAUCUCCACGGUUUCAAGCUGCUCCAGUCCCUCUCCUGUUGAUAAUUCUUAAGCCAAUGCAGAAAUUACUUGCCAUCAUUGUAGGCAGGGGCAUAAGGAAAUGGUGGCAGGCACUUCCUGCUAACAAGAAGGAACUAUUUAAAGAAAGUGUAAGGAAGAAUAAAUGGAAGUUACUCCUCGGCUUGACUAGUUUUGGAUUGCUCUUCAUGGUGUUUUAUUUUACUCACCUGGAAGUGAGUCCCAUCACAGGAAGGAGCAAGCUACUAGUAUUGGGGAAAGAACAUUUCAGACUUUUAUCAGAAUUGGAAUAUGAAGUAUGGAUGGAAGAAUUUAAAAAUGAUAUGCUUUCUGAGAAAGAUUCCAGAUACCUAACUUUUAAGGAAGUGUUUUAUCAUCUAAUUGAAUGUAAUAAAGAUAUUCCAGGGAUCUCUGACAUCAAUUGGAUUAUUCAUGUUGUUGAUUCUCCAGAUAUAAAUGCCUUUGUGCUUCCAAAUGGACAAGUGUUUCUCUUUACUGGACUUUUAAAUAGUGUAACCGAUAUUCAUCAACUUUCCUUUCUUCUGGGCCAUGAAAUAGCACAUGCAGUACUUGGACAUGCGGCAGAAAAGGCUAGCUUGGUUCAUCUACUGGAUUUCUUGGGUCUGAUUUUCCUCACAAUGAUUUGGGCCAUUUGUCCUCGGGAUAGUUUGGCACUUUUGGGUCAGUGGCUACAGUCUAAAUUGCAGGAGUAUAUGUUUGACAGACCAUAUAGUAGAACACUGGAGGCUGAAGCUGACAAAAUUGGGCUACAGUUUGCUGCAAAGGCAUGUGUGGAUGUCAGAGCCAGUUCAGUGUUUUGGCAGCAGAUGGAAUUUGCAGAGAAGCGCAGUGGUCAUCCCAAGUUACCAGAAUGGUUAUCCACACACCCUUCUCAUGGAAACAGAGCUGAGCACUUAGAUAGACUCAUACCUCAGGCUCUCAAAAUUAGAGAGAUCUGUAAUUGCCCACCACUUUCUGGACCAGAUCCUCGAUUACUAUUCAAACUCAGCAUGAAGAAUUUUCUUGAAGAAUCAGAAAAAGAAGACCUAAAUAUCACUGUUAAGAAACAGAAAAUGGAUACUCUUCCUGUUCAAAACCAGAAGCAAAUACCGUUAACUUAUAUAGUUGAGAAAAGAACUGGGAGUUGAAUUAAAAUUUAUGAGAUACAGGAUGUAGGGAGAAUGCAGCAGUCCUUAUCAUUUUUAUAUUAUUUUUUUAAAUGAUAUGUGAAUGAACAAAAAAUGGAUAUUCAGGAUCAAAUCAUGUAUAUUACAAGCAUUAUCUAAAUUCUACUAGGUAUAUUUCAUGAAAUAUUGAUGCAUUUUAAUAUAUCUUCAAUGAGGAAAAUGUCACAGAAUAAAUUUAUAUUAUACAUUUUGCUCUGUCUCCUACUUGCUUUUGAUUUGGAAGACCUCUGGUGGCUGAGAAAUCAGAAUGUGAGGUAAUUGUUAUUGUAGCGAGGGCUCAGCUGAGCCUAAGGUGGAUUUCAGAGCCUAUGUAGUUGUGAUCAACUGGGAAACUUAACAAUCCGAAGUAUCUGUUUGCACAAACUAGUCUGUUGAGGUGCGAUUUUGUGGAAUAGGGGAUCCAGGGAUGUCCUGGUCCUUAACAAUGAUGAUGAAGUUAAAUGGCUGUUCACAGAAGCUGAAGAAACUAUUUUCAAAGGGAGACACAGGUAGUGUGCUGUUUGUGAUCCACCUGACAAAGUGAGAAACACAUUGGAAGACAGGAUCUUUCUUCACAGAUACAGUACGCUCUGCACUCAGGUCUUAACAGGAAGGCAAGUCGUUUUGGUGCCUUGACAAUAUUAAGUGUCUCUGAUGUCACAGGGAAGGCAACCACCUUGUUCUCAUGCUAGUACCACCAAGAGGAACGGGGACAAGGUGCUGCCCUCCAGUUGUUCUCCCUCAGCAGAUGUCAACAAAGAACCAGAAGAGAUGAGAGCAGUACAAGACAUGUCUGUACUGAUUUCCAGAAAUUACUGUAUUAUGUCAAUGUGCAAAUGAGUUUUAAAAUGUGUAAUCAUUGAUAAUUUUUAUUCCCAAAUUGGUGAAAUUCUAGUCAUGUCAAGGUUACAUUUCUAUGGACAUUUUUUUGAAACAUGUAUUAACUAAGUAGUUUUAUAGAGAAUUAAGAAAGAAACCACCUUUUACUGAGUAUCUGUCAUGUAUGGGGCUCAUGUGUUCCAGAGUCCUAAGAAAUAGCUUUUAUUAUUCUCAUACAAUGAGAAACAGAUUUGGACAUAUAUAUAAAUAAAAUACCAAAUUUAUCUCAUCUAAGAAAUACAAAGCUAAAUUGCUCAUGCUACAAAUCUGUCCAUUCCUACAUUCUCCUGCAUUUAAAACUAAACUUUCGAGAGACAAAGAACAAAUUCUUUUCUCAGUUGUUUGUUAUCUUUCUUGUGUGGCUUUAAUACAAGUAAAAAUUUCAUAAUUAUAAAACCAGUGAUCACAUAUUAUGUGUAGGGUGAUUUUCUAGGUCUUUCUCCCAGUCUCUUCUUUCAAAAUUUCCAUGAAAAGCCUGAGGUGAGGAAAAUAGGAGAGCUCUUCUGCCUAGAAAAGCCCAUGACUUCUCAUUUAGGAUGUGUCUGUACUCCCCACACUGUUGCAUUUUCUUAGAUAAAAUAUUUACCUAAUUGUUAAGAAUUUAAGUUCAAAGCCUGUUUAUGUUUUUCAGGGUUUACAAUAAAUUAUUUGUAAGGAAUUUCAUGAUCUGUACUCAACACUUUUGUGAGGGGGAGGUUUAGAUGAACUGUUUUCCAUGUAGUCAUUCUUUACACUCCUAGUGAUUGGAGAUCUGUCAGAGACACUACAUAAAAUGUGAAAACAUUUGGAGAAUAUCACCUAGAGGUAAACAUUAAAACACGCCAGUAGAUUUCCCUGAAGCUUUCUAAGAAAAUAGUGUAGUAGAGACCCUACUCUGCUUUUUCUUCCAUCCUAUUAUCACAUCUAAUUGUGUUGUUCAAACUGUCUGUGAAAUUUAUACAAAGUUGAUAUCAUGUUAGAAAAAACAGCAAUAAUACCUUUUAGUGUGUAUGAAAGAUUUUUUAAAAAACCCAUACAAUCAAUAAAUAUAAAAGAAAUGUUACAUUUAGGAGAAAUUAAAUAGCUAUUGAAAUGUAAUAAGUAUACAUAUAAUUUAGGUUGUAUGUGCAAAUAACUUCUAUAUGUUUUGUAUUUAUUGUAUCACUUACUGUCAAUACUUUUCAUAUUCUUAUAAGUAAUGUUGGCUCAUUAGCUCAGUUACUAUUAGGGACAUGAGACCAGUAUCCAAGGCACAAAUUUUAUCUGAUGAUCCAGAUAUUUCUAAGACUGUGACCUAAAAGUAGACUCAAAAGGAAUAUGUAUAUUUAUUUCUAUGUCCGUAAUAUC
Messenger RNA from Condylura cristata (star-nosed mole), 3866 nucleotides. RefSeq names its product OMA1 zinc metallopeptidase (gene OMA1). Gene Ontology annotation, cellular component: mitochondrial inner membrane. NCBI's taxonomy places the organism in Eukaryota, Metazoa, Chordata, Mammalia, Eulipotyphla, Talpidae. The record is from RefSeq and is a predicted model, not a curated record. The coding region runs from base 72 to 1643 and encodes 523 amino acids. The transcript has 9 exons. Gene Ontology annotation, biological process: protein quality control for misfolded or incompletely synthesized proteins; mitochondrial protein processing. Gene Ontology annotation, molecular function: metalloendopeptidase activity.